CUCGAUGCCAGCGAAGGAAGGAGGACUACUACUUCCAACAGCUGUGUGUUUACGAUCUACUUAAACAUGGAAGGUGGACCAAGACCGCAUCCCCAAGAUUGCCCUACGUUGGACUCCACCUGGGAAAAGGAAGCAAGCCCGGCCCAAGAACACGUGGCGGCUGAGCUGAAGGAGAUAAACCUAACCUGGGGCGAGGCACAGCAUUUUGCUCAAGACAGGUCCAGUUGGAGGCAGAUCGUCAAAUCCUUAUGUCCCAUAAGGGACGAAGAGGAUUGAGUAAGCUACCAGGGUGCCAGAUGCCCGUCUUCCAAGACAUGAGCGGAAUACCCAGGAGAAAGUUGGCAGAGUGAAAAGGCGAUGGGACAGAGAGAUUGGACUGAGAUGUCGCACGAGAAGGAAAUAUGCACCGCAAGCCACCAGGAGUGUUUAGGGGAGAAGGAGUCGUCAGAGGCAAUUGGUCAAGAAGUGCCGCCAAAGAAGUGUUCUCCUGUGCCGGAUGUCACACUUUGCCACGCAAGCCAAAUGGGUUUGACCCGGAUCAAAACGAAAAUAAUCCCGUUUUCCAGCUGGCUUAGUAGGGUGCUUAAACAUCUGCUGAUGUGCGUGACCAUCCACAAGGAAUGGCACUCUGAGCCAGGUACCGAUCCAGGAGAGUUUGUUUUCUCAGAACAGAUCAACGAACUAGAGCCGCCUGACCCGGCGCCACUUUGCUCCGAUCCCCUGCUUGAAAUAUCCGCCUGCGCCUCAGAAUAUGUUUUCCUGCCUUCUCCACACAACGUCUUCACACACGAGGUCCAGGUGGAAAGUCUGCCAGUGGAGCAGACCUCAAUGACCUACAGCGUUACAGGCUAUCCUCACGUGGGCUACUCGGUCCAUAAUCAAUCCAGAAGACCCGCCUGCCUCUUGCCUCGUUCUCACAGCACCUCUGUGCUCAGACCAGAGAAGAGCAAAAGCUUGACCCGAUCGGCCAGCUUGAUCGACAUGUUCCUCAAGGACUUUGAGCACUUUACGCCUGACGUCACCGUGGGGGGAAAGAGGGAAACCUACCGGCUGGAGUGCUUCAGGGCCGGCAGGUACCAGUGCACAGUGACGGGCUUGGUGUUUCACAUGGAUGGAGAGGGGGAUGUGCGUUAUGGGGUCAUCCCAUGGGACCUAAGCCUACUGGCCCAGCACCACAAGAAACCCGCGGGACCGCUCUUUGACAUCCAGUGUGACAAGCCGUCCAUGCGGCAGCUUCACCUGCCGCAUUGUGAGAUCCCAUCCAUGGGCGGGUGCAGCCGUUUGCUAGUGGCUCACGUGAGUGGCGAGGGCAUGGAGGUAGUCACCCCUCAGAAGACCACCGACACUCACGUCAUCGCCAACAUCACAGGCUUCUCGGCUUUUGGGCUCAUGAGAAGUGAAGAUACGCUUCGCCUCCCGAUCCGUGCGCUGGUGCUGGUCUUCCUCAUUUCCGAACCCCCGUCCGUCUUAAAUGUGUUGUUAGUGUCAGACAACGAGGUGGUGGAUGAAGUGAUCCGUGUUCGCAGCAGACGCAAUCCCAACGAGGCCUUUGUCAACACCAUCUCAGGAUGCACCCUAGUCCCGGAGCAGCGGUACGUGCUGACCAGCCCGCUAGGAGACAUGCUGCGAAUUCAACCAAGUAGCGCCGCUUUUUGCGAUGAUCUUCGCAGGAACUUCAUGAAUUCAUUCCAAGUACUUGGAACAGACAACAUGGACACGAUUAAUCUGGCUCUGAGGGAGUAUGACAACCCCCAAGGCCACGUCUGGUACGCCGAGGUUCCUUUGAGGCACGCGGUCCAGCACCACUACGGUUUUACCGUUGAAGACCUGAGAAACGCUUGGUCCGGCUUCGUCCACCGAGUAUCACGACCGGUCCUCGGGACUCUGGUGGACCGUCUGUUUCAGGAAAAAUUCCUAAGCGCAAGUGAAAGAGACCAAAUGGACCAAGAAUGCGACAAAAGGCGGAAGGCCCGUGCCGUCUUAAAAAAAAUGAUUAACCUCAACCAACAGGCUCGUGAACGCUUCGUCACUUUACUUCGUGAAGAAGAUCCUCAUUUGGCGGCUACUCUUGGCUGGUGAGGGCCGGACUCAUACAUUUUGGUGUUUCCUUAAAUCAGCCACAAGCAUGGCAUCUUAAACUCUGAAGAAGAGUGAACACGCUGUCUGGACUGUGUGAUGACGUGAGAGCAGGGCGUCUGCGGAAGAAAAACUGCUACUAAAUACAAUUUGCAUUGAUGUUCUAUUCUUGGAUGUUCUCAGGACUCAGAGGCUCUGGAUAAAAUCGGAUUAUGUCCAAUUUAUUGGGAUUGUAUUGUCAAAGUUGUCCUUGAAGUACUCAAACUUCUAUUUUAUACUUAUAGUCAAUUUGUUAUGUAAGAUGCUAUAUUUUUUUAAAUAUAUUUUUGCCUCAUUAAAACAUGUAUUUAUAAAUUACUGCUAGAAUCAUAUGUAUAUAUAUAUAUAUA
Messenger RNA from Nerophis ophidion (straightnose pipefish), 2465 nucleotides. Its product is annotated as NACHT, LRR and PYD domains-containing protein 1b allele 1-like. The coding region runs from base 358 to 2079 and encodes 573 amino acids. The transcript has 4 exons. The record is from RefSeq and is a predicted model, not a curated record. Lineage: Eukaryota; Metazoa; Chordata; Actinopteri; Syngnathiformes; Syngnathidae. Gene Ontology annotation, biological process: regulation of apoptotic process.